CAUCUCCAGCCCAGGACCAGCCCCGCAGCUCCCGGCCUUGGCAUCCCUGGGGCCCAGCAUGUUUCCCUGGAAGAAGACCAUCUACAAGAGUGUGUGCGUGUCCCUAGCCCUUCUGGUGGCCAUAACGGUGCUCCAGCGUGGCCUAGCUCCCGGCCAGUUCUUGCAGGGCCCCGCACCCUCCCCGGAGCCCGGCAAGGUCCAGAAACAUGGCGUGGCCUUCCCCGGCCCCGGCGGCUUCUGGAAGAGCCCCCGGGAAGAGGAGGCGCCGGGCCCCACGGCCGGAGAGGGGCCCCGGUCCUGGGACGUGACGGCCCCCAACUGCACGGCCAACCCGAAUCUGACCCAGGAAGCCUGGUUCCAGAGCCUGGAGCCCCAUUUCCGCCAGUUCCUCCUCUACCGCCACUGCCGCUACUUCCCCAUCCUGCUCAACCACCCGGAGAAGUGCACGGGGGAGGUGUACCUUUUGGUGGUGGUCAAGUCCAUCAUCACCCAGCACGACCGGCGGGAGGCCAUCCGGCAGACGUGGGGCAGGGAGCGGGAGGCGGACGGGGACCGCGGGGCGGUCCGCACGCUCUUCCUGCUGGGCACGGCUUCCAAGGAAGAGGAGCGGGACCACUACCAGAGGCUGCUGACCUACGAGGACCGCCUCUAUGGGGAUAUCCUGCAGUGGGACUUCCUGGACAGCUUCUUCAACCUGACCCUGAAGGAGGUCCACUUCCUCCGGUGGCUGGACAUCUACUGCCCCCGGGUCAGCUUCAUCUUCAAGGGCGACGACGACGUCUUCGUCAACCCCGCCAACCUGCUGGAGUUCCUGGCUGACCGUCGGCCCCAGGAGGACCUCUUCGUCGGAGACGUCCUGUUCCGGGCCAAGCCCAUCCGCAAGAAGGAGAACAAGUACUACAUCCCGGGACCUCUGUACAACAAGCCCAGCUACCCGCCCUACGCCGGCGGCGGGGGCUUCCUCAUGGCGGGGGGCCUGGCCCGCCGCCUCCUCCGGGCCUCCGAGGGCUUGGAGCUGUACCCCAUCGACGACGUCUUCCUGGGCAUGUGCCUGGAGGUGCUGGGCGUGCGGCCCGUGGCCCACGAGGGCUUCAAGACCUUCGGGAUCGUGCGCAACAAGAGCAGCCGCAUGAACAAGGAGCCCUGCUUCUUCCGCUCCAUGUUGGUGGUGCACAAGUUGCUGCCCGCCGAGCUGCUGGCCAUGUGGGAGCUAGUGCAUGGCAACCUCACCUGCUCCCGCAAACUCCAGGUGCUCUAGCCCUUGGCCCGGCCAGGGGCAGGGCGGGGAGACCAGGGAGGGCGAGAGACUGGGGCUCCUGUGGCCCUGCGGGCGGGGCCGGGGGUGCCACUCUUGUCUCUGGUUCAGAGAGGCCAGGGGCGGCCCGGAGGGACUGCGGACCUCUCCUCCGGCUGCAAGGAGGAGCGAUCUGACUGUGCCCGGCCUUCCACCCGGG
Molecule: messenger RNA, 1454 nt
Organism: Tachyglossus aculeatus (Australian echidna)
Lineage: Eukaryota; Metazoa; Chordata; Mammalia; Monotremata; Tachyglossidae
Gene: B3GNT7
Product: UDP-GlcNAc:betaGal beta-1,3-N-acetylglucosaminyltransferase 7
Exons: 2
Coding region: 59-1258 (399 amino acids)
Cellular component (GO): membrane
Molecular function (GO): hexosyltransferase activity
Source: RefSeq, a predicted model, not a curated record